AUGUUGGAUCGUGUAUUGAGUACGUGUAUGGAUGGACGUACUGUGCGUAUCAAUGUUAUGCAACCGCUGACAGUUAAUUUUGUCACUGAUGACCAAUUAUCAGUGGAGGAAAGAAGCAGUGCUGUACUGGCAAGAUAUAAAGAAGCCAGUGGAGUAACUGCAACCUUACCUAAGGUAAAUGUUCGUAAACUAUCACCUAAGCCGCUGUCAUCUAAAAAUUUCGAGAUGCCUAAAGGAUAUAUCAAGUAUCGUGUCAGGCUAAAUGAAGAAAUGGACAGCAUCUUGGAAUAUGAUGUUGACGAGGAGGAUAUGAAAUGGUUAACCCUUGUUUCAAAGAAAUUAGAGAAAGCUGGCGAGGAACGUCUCAGUGUGCAUAGUUUUGAGAUUGCAAUGGAUCGUCUAGAAAAAGAAAGUUUUUUCCAAGUAAGACAUCUUGUCGGGAUAAUCGAAUGUUCAAAAGGUGAUGGUAAUUACAAAUAUCUGGUUGAUCAAGAUGCUGUAUGCUGCGUAUGUAAUGAUGGAGAAGGCAGCAACAUUAAUCAAAUUAUAUUCUGUGAUAUGUGCAAUAUUGCCGUUCACCAAGAUUGUUACGGCGUACCAUAUGUCCCGGAAGGACAGUGGCUUUGUCGACGUUGUCAAAUGUCACCAUCGAAACCAGUAUCAUGUGUACUUUGUCCGAGUUCACAUGGUGCCUUCAAACAAACAGUUGACAGUCGUUGGGCCCAUGUUGUUUGUGCAUUGUGGCUGAAUGAGGUUCAUUUUGCCAACAGUGUUUUCAUGGAACCAAUUGAUGGGAUUGAAAAUUCACUAAGACGAAGGCAACGGCUGAGAUGUAUUGUAUGCAAGCAAAAAGUGGGAGCAUGUCUACAGUGUUCUAGGAAAAGCUGUACCCGUUCAUUUCACGUGACAUGUGCAAAUGCCGCGGGUAUGGAGAUGCGUGCUGAAAUAGUUGAUAAUCCCAAACGUGAAGGUGGCACUGAAAUACGGUAUACGGCAUAUUGCCAUUUUCAUUCAACCGAUUUUGUAAAAAAUGAUGGAAGUGAUUUCUCCAAGCAAAGGAAAAAAGUGGAUGAAAUGAUGAAAAAAGCACGUGAAAAAUUAGUAGCAAGUCAAGCACUUAUUCCACCAGUUUCUAUUCCCACUGUUCCGCACGAAAGUCUGAAAAGAAUAUGUGAGAAAGCUGAUAUCAGUGAGAAUGUGAUUCGUUACAUCGUUGCUUAUUGGUCGUUAAAAAGGAAGUCACGAUUCGGAGUACCUUUGUUACGAAGAUUAAUCCAUAGCAAAACACUUCCCAAGUCUGCUGAUGCUUCUCCGAUAUCUGGACAGGAGCCACACCCUAGUGAAACUAGAACAUACUUCUUGUUGCGAACGAACCUUGAGCGUGUUCGUCUAUUAUGUGAGCUGGUAAAAAAGCGGGAAAAGAUGAAAAAAGAAUUUUAUGACUCGACUGCCUCCUUGCUGAAUCGUUUGACAAAGCCGUUGAAUGCAAUAAUGAGUGAAGUAAUCGAGAAGAUUGCUAGCAAAGAUUAUAGUGAUGUAUUUGCAAAGCCAGUAACGGAAAAGGAGGUGCCUGGUUAUUCGACGGUUAUCAAAAAUCCAAUGGAUUUGUCCACCAUGCGAAAGAAACUUGCAAAAUGUGAUUACAAAAACCUCUCGCAGCUCAAGUCUGAUUUUACAUUAAUGAUGAAUAAUUGUUCAACAUUUAAUCGACAUAAUGAAUUCUUCUGGAAAUAUGGUCAUCGACUUCAUCGCAUUGGUCUGAAAUAUUUUAGAGCUGCUGAAAAAGACGUGCAGGCUCUCACUUUGGCAAAUGGGGUAUUCAAAACAAUAUCAAGCAUAUCCUAUACACCUAUCGAAGGAUCGAAGCUUGACAACGAAGAGGAAAACGAUGAAGGCUUGGACAUUGUACAAAAAAAAGCGUCAAUAUGUCGUAGUUCAAAGGGUGAAAAGACGGUUCCAACGAGAACAUCAACUCGGAAGCGUACUUUGCGAACUUUUGAUGACAGCGUUACACGAAAGCGUCCCAAAUAUAAUCUGGCUAUAGAGUCGUUUAUGACCUACAGAAACGGUCCACUGAAAAGUCCGAAAUUUUUGACAACUGACACUUCCACAAUGGAAGAAUCAAGUUCUGCUGAAGAUGAAAUGCCUCUUCGACGAGGACGGCGAAGAAACACAAGGAAAUCUCGAAGGCUAAUGCCACCACCACCAAUGGAACGUCCUGUUGAAACAGUUGAAGUGGCAUGUGAAUUUCAACAUGACGAUAUUGUUUGGAUAACAGAAAAUAAUGAACGUAAAAUUGGGAGGGUCAUCGAUUUACGAAUGAGGGUUUUGCUGGCUGAUUUGCCAAUAGAUGAAAUGUUUAGCGCAAAACCACAUGAUUAUACGCAAUAUGUUUUGGUCUUGUAUUUUGACGGUCAAAAAAAUUGGCGUUGGGUUCCAGUGAAAUGCGUAUCGUACUGUCUCGUGAAAUCUAUAAAAGCUGAAGACUAUCCUCCUGCUGUGCGAGAAGCAUUGAGAGAAGCAAAAGAAUUUUUGUAG
Cercopithifilaria johnstoni is the source of this 2538-nucleotide messenger RNA. NCBI's taxonomy places the organism in Eukaryota, Metazoa, Nematoda, Chromadorea, Rhabditida, Onchocercidae. The record is from the annotation of a GenBank genome assembly.